AUGGCGCGGCCGGAGGGGCCCCCGACGCUGCCCGAGCCCCUGCGGCGGCGGCUCGUCUCCUUCAGCAGCUCCGUGUUCAGCGACAGCCACCGCGCCGCGCUCAGCGACCUCCCCCGAGCUCCGCCGGGCUUCCCGGGCUACCGCGCAGAUUGUGAAAUCCUUUCCAGUUUGCCACUGCAGAUGUCCCUCUAUUUCAAUGUUUAUUUCUUCCCGUUUUGGUGGCUCAUCACAGUUGCCAUCCUCUACCUGAAGUAUCCAGUCUUAUCAGAUUAUUACAAGUUCAUCCUGGUCACCAUCAUGAUCCUGGUCUCUCUGACAGAGCUCAUUAGACUCUACCUGGGAUAUGUGGGCAAUCUCCUGGAGAAAGUGCCUGAGCUGGCUGGGUUUUGGCUCCUGACCCUCCUCCCACAGUUGCCUAUAAUCCUCUUCUUGCUAUUUAAUGAAGGUCUGAAAAUCCACUCUCUGGAGCGAGCUGUCCACAUCAUCUUUGCCGCCUUCCUCUCCUUCCAAGUGGUCACGGCCUUUUUCGCCCUGAAAAGGAUGGUGAACACUCUGGCCACUCGCUUCCGCCUGACCGAGUUCCACCGCCUGGAGGAGCAGCACCCCGGGCCUGGCCUUUCCAGCCUGGCCACAGGCAGCGGCUCCCGGGCCUGGUAGGGCUCCAGUGCUACCCAAAAUCAUGCCCCAGGGGCCUCAGGAGGUACCACAGCCCGAGGUUGCCAUGGUUCUGUUUCCAUUUUGUUGGGUCAUUCUUUGCCUUCUUGCCUCAGAGGUAUUAAAAAAUUAGAUCUUGCUCAAGAGCCAACAUUAAACCUCCGAGGCUGGAACUCCUUUCUGCAAGGAAAAUCAAAGCCAAGUGCAUAACUGACUUGAGUGGACUGUUUGUGGUCUGAGUCAAUUUGGAGAGUUUUACAUGCUGUAAA
Pseudopodoces humilis (Tibetan ground-tit) is the source of this 923-nucleotide messenger RNA. RefSeq names its product transmembrane protein 17 (gene TMEM17). Gene Ontology annotation, cellular component: ciliary transition zone. The record is from RefSeq and is a predicted model, not a curated record. Gene Ontology annotation, biological process: non-motile cilium assembly. Lineage: Eukaryota; Metazoa; Chordata; Aves; Passeriformes; Paridae.